CGAAUAUCAAAAUGCUAAAAUAAAAUCUUCAACUAAAAUAAUGAUGACAAAUUUGAAACUAUUCUUAAUUCAGCUUUUGAAGGAUUGGAACAAGGAUGAAAGUCAUUGGGAUAAGCAUCUAAGACGACAGACAACUCCUGUGGAAAAUCCGCCUCAGCAACAAAGCCAGGAAGUCUUCCAAAAAUGCUUCUACUAA
Molecule: messenger RNA, 196 nt
Organism: Funneliformis mosseae
Lineage: Eukaryota; Fungi; Glomeromycota; Glomeromycetes; Glomerales; Glomeraceae
Source: the annotation of a GenBank genome assembly